AGACGAACGUAGAGAGGACGAACAUGGACACCACAACAUAUAGCGAUUAAUUGAAUAUUCCCGCGGUUAUAAAUAAUGUUAUGACUGUUGUUAAUGUUUGUAUACUUUCUUAGAUCUGCAAUGGGAGUACCGUCAUUAUGGCAAAUUCUACAACCUGUGACGAAGGAGGAGCAUUUAUCAGAAUUAAGUGGUUAUAAAAUCGCAAUAGACCUGAAUACCUGGAUAGUUGAAAGUAGAUUAUGUACCGCUUACAAGAAUAUUUACUUAAGAAAUGUUUUCUUACGUACCAUCGAGUUUCUGAUAAACGGCAUUGAGCCAAUUUUUGUGAUUGAUGGAAGAAUCCCAGAAUUAAAAGAUUCAACAAUAUUCAAACGCAGAAAGAUUUCCUGUAAUCAAGAAUGUCUCCCACCAAUACAAAGGGAACGGUCUCGGACAAUUACCUCUCAAAAUUGUCUUACACUUCUGAAAUAUCUUGGAGCAACUUGCUUUGCGAGUAAUGGCGAAGCUGAGGCACUCUGUGCACAAUUAAACGCAGAAAAGGUUGUUGAUGCUUGUUUCUCAUCAGAUAGUGACAUUCUCCUCUAUGGUGCCAAAAAAGUCUACCGUAACUAUUCUAAGAUAAACAAGCAAUGUCUGUUAGAAUCGAUUAGUACUGAAGAUGUCUUUAACGAGUUCGGAUUAGAGCAACGGUCAUUGAUUUGUUUGGCUUUGCUGAUUGGAUGUGACUAUGACAGCCAAGGAGUGAAAGGAAUCGGUUCAAAAUAUGCUUUGAUGUUACUGCAGGAACUAAAAUCGAAAAACAUAGAUGCUUUGGAAAGAAUUUUAUGUUGGAGAAACAAUGCUGAACUACAGACACUGGCUAAAACAAAAGAGGAAUUUAUUAAAUCUAGACAUUGCCAACAAUGCAUGCACAAAGUGCACCAUCACAGCAAAAGUAGAUGCAAAAAAUGUCGGAUGAAGAAAGUGGCCAUAAAAAAUUGUGCUUGUUUUUGCCAUGAAACCGUCCAGAAACUUAAGUUACAUGAAAUGGAACUAAAAGUCAGAGAAAAGGCACUUUUAAAUCCAGAUUUUCCUUCAGAGAAAAUUAUUGCAGAGUUCUUGGAUUUCAAACAGAUAUAUGAUGUCAAAGAAAGUAUAAUUUGGAAGGAACCUGAUAUUGACAACUUGUGCAAGUUUGUUAUUGAGAAUCUCUUUUGGGCUGCAGAAAACUUCUUCCUGAGGAUGGUCCCAUUGCUUAUUUACUGGAAGUUAAAUUCUUACCCUUACAGAUUUCUUGACGAUUUAAAACCAAAAAGAAUCCUCCAAAAAUGUAAAAGAAAUCACCAACAAGUUUACGAAAUUGAAUGGUCCAAAAUAAGUAAGUAAAAUUUUUAAAAGAUU
Octopus bimaculoides (California two-spot octopus) is the source of this 1380-nucleotide messenger RNA. RefSeq names its product flap endonuclease GEN homolog 1. The record is from RefSeq and is a predicted model, not a curated record. NCBI's taxonomy places the organism in Eukaryota, Metazoa, Mollusca, Cephalopoda, Octopoda, Octopodidae. Gene Ontology annotation, molecular function: DNA binding; 5'-flap endonuclease activity.